AAGGAUUCAUCUAAUCAACGAUGGACCGUGAAAGGGGCGGAUAAGGUUCUCUUUAUGCCAAUAGAACAAUUACGUUUCUAGUAUGACUAGAUGGUAUGGUAAACAACAACGGUAUCUGAAAACUAUUGGAGAUUUUGUUUCGAACGGCGAGUUACCGCUGAUGCAUUCUUGAGAAACCUGUUGCUGGUUCGUCCGAGUCGAGAUGAGGAUGCUGCAUCGGUUGAUUAUUUUUUGCGCACUCUCGAUUCAGAGUAACACUUUUGCCGAAGAGCUGAAAUUGGUCCAGGUCAUUUUUCGACACGGCGAUAGAGCGCCAAAUGUUGAGAAUAUACCUUUGUGGCCCUUGGAUCCGUACAGGAACGAAACUUGGUAUCCGGAGGGCUGGGCAGGUUUGGUGAACGUUGGCAAAAGAAGGGCUUACGAUCUCGGUGUCUUUCUGAGAGAAAGAUACGGCAACUGGCUGGGUGACGUUUAUCUCAAAGACGAGGUGAAGUUCAGGAGCAGUACUUACGACAGGACAAUGAUGACGGCACAACUCGUUGCCGCUGGACUUUUCCCGCCUAGCGAAAUCCAGAGGUGGCACCCAGAGUUGAAUUGGCAACCGAUACCCGUGUUCUCGGAUCCCAAAUCUACGGCUGAUCUAUACGACACGCGGAAUACGUGCCGGAGACUCAAGGCCAUGCGAGAUGAAUUGACGCGAACCGAUUCACAUUUACUACAACGCGCCGAAGGAUUGAAAGAAUUCUACGAGUUCCUAACUCCGCAUGUUGGCAAAACCGUGAGUCAAUGGGAAGCCUGGGCUGUUUAUCAUCAGCUUUUUUCGCAGUGGAUUGAAAAUCGUAAAUUACCCGAGUGGACAACGGAUAUUUUUCCCGAAGGGCGACUCGAGAGGGUCGCAGCGUACCAGUACGUAAUUGAAUCUUACAACAAGUCGAUGAUUCAAUUAGGAGGAGGUCGAUGGGUCAAUGAUUGGUUGAAAAAUGUCGAUAAUUAUUUGAACGAGACGUCAGGCUCGCAACAAAAGGCGUUAUUCUACGCGGCACACGAAACUAAUAUCGCCUCAAUUCUGGUGGCACUUGGAGUUUUUGAAGAACACGUUCCAUUUUACUGUAGCACGAUCAUAUUCGAGCUUUCCAAAGUAGAGGAGGAAUUCUACGUCAAGGUGUUGUACAGAAACAAAGAUGUCCUUCGAGAACUAGUCAUUCGGGGAUGCGGAGUGACGAAUUGCCCGCUCCAAACUUUUCGUAGAUCGGUGGAAGAUGCCAUUUACAGGGGGGAUCUGGACGCUGCGUGCAAAUAGAAUUAGUUCUCUCCGCAUAUCGGGAAUUCCACGUCGACCCAUUUUCAUAAUUGAUCGAAUUAUCGCCGAUUUUCCACUUUUCGGAGCAGAAAAAUUGAGAUAUCUCGAAGGGAGAAAUUCGUAGCUCAAUUUGAUCGACGGAUUCGUGUUCCUGAGGUCACAAUUCGGUAGAAAAGUAUCCUUCAGUCGAUUUUAAAAAUACUUCAUUUUUGGCUCAAAAAUCGAUAAUUUUUUUUAUUCGGGUUUAUAGGCUAUUCUAAUGUAUUUUGAUCUCAGGAAUCCGAAUUCUAGAGCCGAAUUGAUCUAUCUAUAAUAUAGAUCGAGUUAUCGCCAAUUCAUCUAUCUAGAAAUGAAAAAUCAGGGAUAUCUCGAUGGGAUUCAUCACUCCUCUCAAUUUCUAAUUAUAAUUUCUCAUGCAUUUGUGAAAAUAAAUGUAAGAAAAAAAUGAUCAUAUCUUCAAAUAUCAGAAAA
Messenger RNA from Athalia rosae (coleseed sawfly), 1771 nucleotides. RefSeq names its product venom acid phosphatase Acph-1-like. The coding region runs from base 203 to 1300 and encodes 365 amino acids. Gene Ontology annotation, molecular function: phosphatase activity. The record is from RefSeq and is a predicted model, not a curated record. Lineage: Eukaryota; Metazoa; Arthropoda; Insecta; Hymenoptera; Athaliidae. The transcript is spliced from 6 exons. Gene Ontology annotation, biological process: dephosphorylation.